Molecule: messenger RNA, 1404 nt
Organism: Penicillium paradoxum
Lineage: Eukaryota; Fungi; Ascomycota; Eurotiomycetes; Eurotiales; Aspergillaceae
Product: MCT family MFS transporter
Exons: 4
Coding region: 1-1404 (467 amino acids)
Biological process (GO): transmembrane transport
Cellular component (GO): fungal-type vacuole membrane
Molecular function (GO): transmembrane transporter activity
Source: RefSeq, a predicted model, not a curated record
AUGCAAAAGUCUGCCACCACGUCUGUUCAACAACCAGUGCAAGACCCAUGGCAACCAGCCGACCCAAACGUGACGGAUUUCUCUGCGGCUCAUAAUGCGAACUUCGACGAUGAAGUUCCGCAGUCGGCCUUCUCCGUCGUGGAACCCCCGGCCGAGCUGUCAACUCUCACAACCCAUCUGACAGGUCAUAGUACCGAUGACACUUUCCCAGAUGGCGGGUUGCCCUCGUGGUGUGUCGUGGCGGGCUCAUUUCUCCUCUUGAUGGCUACUUUCGGAGUGAUAAACACGACGGGAAUUCUGCAAAAUUACUUUGCUUCUCAUCAGCUGGCCAGCUACUCACCCAGUGCAGUGGGCUGGAUUCCGGGACUGUUCACAUUCUUUAGUCUCAGUAUCUCGGUCCAGGUUGGGCCGAUGUUCGAUCGAUAUGGCCCUAGAGGUAUUCUGAUAGCUGGCACUAUAUGCUAUGUAACUGGCCUUCUUCUUCUUGCGCAAAGCCACCUAUAUUGGCACUUUGUGCUUACCCUUGGAGUCCUUUCGGGAACGGGUGCUGCCCUCCUGAGCACCGUUGCAUUGGCCAGUGUACCUCAAUGGUUCAAUCGAAAGGCGGGCCUUGCCAUUGGGAUUUCGAUGUCGGGCGCGGGUGUCGGUGGCGUUGUGUUUCCAUUUAUGCUUAGGUCUGGGUUUACCAAGCUUGGGUAUAAGUGGACAAUUAGGCUGUUAGCAUUGGUGGCAUUGGUAUUGUGCGUUGCUGGAACAGCCUUAGUGAAAGCGCGUCUUCCAAAGGGCAGAGGCAAGUCAACCAUCAACCUGCGCUCUUUGCAAGAUGCAAGAUUCACCUGGUUGACAUUGGGUAUCUUUGCUCUCGAGCUUGAGGUUUUUGCUGGCAUAGGCCUUUACCCAACCUAUGUGGUCAUGCAGGGAUUUUCUACAAGCAUCAGCGUAACACUGCUCGCUGUACUGAAUGUAGCCUCUACGAUGGGAAGACUCCUGGCCGGCGGCAUAGCCGAUCGGUUUGGCAGGAUUAACACACAGGCUGUGCUCAUUGUCCUGGGCACAUUCGCCGUGUUUGUAAUCUGGUUGCCAUUUGGCAGCACCCUAGCAGGGCUGUAUGUCUUCUCGGUCAUCUUCGGAUUAGCUUCGGGGUCAUUUCUUAGCCUCGCACCAGCCUGCAUCGGGCAGAUCUCCAAGGCCAGCGAAGUUGGUGGGAGGUUCGGGCUCACCUAUUCCAUUGUCAGCUUUGCCACCCUGAUCUGCAUUCCUAUUGGCGGCGAGAUGCUCGAUAAGGUUGGGGAGAGAGCUAUGGUGGCAUAUCUAGGGAGCGUGUUGAUAGUCUCACUUGGCAUGUUCGUAAUGGCGCGAUGGGCUUGUUUAAGCUACCGGUGGAGAUGGCAGACGAAGAUUUAG